AGUUGAAAAACAUUACCCAGAAUAUGGCCAAGGACAUUGUAAAAGAAACCAUACACGAUAAAGAGUUCAUAGAUAUGCUGGUUGUUGAACUCGCUACUAAAGUUUGUCAAUUUACGGGAAAACCAGGAAAAUAUGGGUGCGAAAAUCGAUGAGCUGGAACUGACUUCUGAACUAAAUCAACUUGAAGAUUAUGGCAUACCUGAAUGUAGUUCUGAUUUCUUGGAACAAUACGAUCCGAAUCCAUUGCUGAGCCUCUGCAAACGCCGAAGACGUACCUCUACUAGCGUAUCUACAGAAGAAAAGUCUCCAAAACAGCCACCUCAUGUAACAGUAAUCAUCCCUUCACAAGUUUCACCUUCGUCAACUGUACCAGACAUUGAGAAGAAUGACAAUGAUACCAAACCAGUUGAUUCAUACAAGGAAAAGAAAAGACUUAAAAAGAAAAAGAAGGAAAAGAAGUUGUCACAUGAUGCUAAAAAGAAGAAGAAAAAGCAUAGGUGCACGUGUACAGAUGAAAAUUGCAAGCAUAAGCGGCACCAUAAGAAACAUAGAAAGCAUAAACGACAUCAUGAAAAGCGUGAAUCACGACAUGAACCCCGCGAUCAAGUGGCAGCCACAGAGGGAGAUGAUGAAGUUGAAGAAUUAGAGGAGGAGGACGUAGACACGGGAGAGGAAAUUAGGGAAGAAGAAGAUAUGGAGGAUGCUGUUGUGGACGUGGAGGGCGAGGCAAGCAUUUGUAACUCCGAGGAUGAGGUUACCAUGGACGAUAUAAGCAAAGCUAAUGGAAAGACUAAGAAGUCAAAGAAGAGAGACAGGCAGGAAUCUUGUGAAUCCCGAAGUAAGAUUAGUGCAUUCCUGCCAGCGAGGCAAAUGUGGGGCUGGUCUGGAAAGGGCUACAAACGGCAAAGGGGCAAGGGCAGAUCUAAGAAGUCCUUCUACAAGUCUAUCCAACGUGGCAAGGAGUUAAUAACCGUUGGCGAUUCGGCUGUAUUCUUAUCAACUGGAAGACCGGACAGGCCAUACAUUGGAAAAAUAGAAGCCAUGUGGGAGUUGAAUGGCACGAUGGUCGUCAAAGUCAAGUGGUUUUACCAUCCAGAAGAGACCGUCGGAUGCCCAGAGAAUCUGCAGUAUCCGGGAGCUUUGUUCGAGUCUCCCCACGAGGACGAAAACGACGUACAAACCAUAUCCCAUCGAUGCGAAGUUCUACCUUUAUCCGAGUACCUCGAACGUCUUGGCAAUGAUCCCCGUCGUCUAGCUACCAUCUACGACGACAACGACGUGUACUACUUAGCUGGCGGGUACGACCCCACCUCUCAUGUCAUACGCAUGGAACCCGGCAUCCCAUGUAAUGGUACCGAUAGUAGCGAGACGUCCGACUGAAAGUACUGACAGACAAUCGAACACUCAUUUGCAGCUACGGUGGAAUUUUAAUUUGGUAUUCUUCAUGAUUCGUAAUAUGGUGAAAAUGUUGAGACUUCAUCCCCGGGCUUACGAAAUUUUGUAUGACUGAAUACAAUCGAUUUGAGUUUCUGCAAUAUUGAAACAGGAGCUCCAGGAUCUGAUAGAAGAGUGAAACGGGUAUUGACAUAAGCUUAUCCAAUAGCUGAUAUCCAAUGCAAUGUUGUUUUUGAAAAAAGUGGACUGGAUUGUAAUUCAACCGAAUGUGAGUAAACGGGAUAGAAGUAAAUAGGAAAACUAAGCUAAGGGAGGAAAACAACAAUUUUUUAAUGUUUCUGUAGAAGUGUAGGAGCUAUUAGACACUCGACCUUUUUGAGUGAAAGCUUUUGUUUUCCUUUUUGACAUAUAUCUGUGGUAGCUGGUAGAUUUCCUGUUUCAAGCAAUAACAAGUGGCAAUCUUUUGUCAUAACGCAAAAAUUAAAAUAAACUACUAUGGCCUUGUUUCUUUGUAAAAAGUAAUUGGAUGGAGCUAUUACAGUAGAAAAGUAGUUUUUGGAAUUUAUUGUUUGACUGUUGCGCAAGGAUCAGUUUUACAAAAUAAUUUUCAAAAAACUUCGCGCGUAGUAAAAUUUAAUUAUACUCCGUUUACAUUAAAUGGUUUUCUUGCAAAACAGGCUCUCAAAUAUAUAACAAACAAACUAUAAUUCCUACGAUCACAUCAAAAUCUAAACGGAAUAAUCUAAAAUUGUACACCACAAAAGAUUGCCAUCUCAUAUUUUAAAUACUAAAAGGAUAAUAACAUUGUUUAACGUAUUCUAUCCGAAGAUAAACAACCACGUACGGCUGUAUUUCUGUGUCCAAAAAUUAUCCGAGAUGAAAUGAGAUACCAUGAUCAAUGAAAAUUUGUCACAGCCAUGUUUCUCCCUUCCGAUAUAUUUGAAGAUCCAUGUGAAAAGGUUGGCAUCUCAUAGAUGGCGAUAUGGCCAACUAUAUUAGCAUAUAGUUGACUACGCUGCCAUCUACGAGACACUAACGUUUUCAAAGUGGAUUUUUAAUUAUACCGGAGAGGAGAAACAGCUGGGACAAAUUUCAAGGAUGACGCUGGAAUAUCUCACUUAAUCUUGCAUAUUUUUUUUGACGCCGGAAUACCAUAUGAAGUUGGUUAUCUUCAGGUAGAGUAUGUUAAGCAAUGAAAAUAGUGAUUUUUGGUGCUAUACUAUUUUACGUUAUCUGCAUCGUAUCAUGUUAAGUUUCUGUUGUCCAUGUCAGCAUUUUAUCUAGUAGUUGUAUGCAAUGGUGUAUUUGAGAAAAAGGAGUGGUCAAGGAACGAAUAUUUUUAGAGCAAAUAAAGUUCCGGAUCAGGUACGCCAUCUGCAGUUUGCUUUACUUCAUCUAAGGUAAGUCUUCACGUGAUAUUGAAAAUAUAAAGGUCUUCAAGUACGAGAACUUUUUGAACUACAAACGCAGAGCACGUUCAUUUGUAUAUAUUUUCAUCUUUUUGUCAUAUUAUCUUUCACUAUCUCUGAGAUACUCAGCCCCCUCGGAAUCCGUCGUUUACUUAAUGCUUGACCUACCUCUGUGUAUUAGCCUAAGAUAAAAAAAUCGGUCAAUUUUUUUCAUCCACCUAGAUCCAUGAUAAGAAUCAUGACGUCGAUUCAUUAUCACGUAUAGAAGUACCUUAACUAAUAUAUCUACGGACAUCUGUAACGCAAUAAUGAGAAGAACACAGUACAAUUAUACAAUACAAUCUGACAUAUGUGUUUGAAUGUUAGAUUUUCCUACUUGGGCAUUCAGCUGUUUCCAUCUAUGACCGUCUAUGAAUUUCUAUUGAUUAUGGGUUUGGUGGGAUUAUUCUCAUAGUUGCUAUCUGCAAUAGCGAUUUUAUGUCACAUCUGAAACUUAUUUUCUGGAUUUCAUGCUGAUAAUUCGCCAUGUUUUUCUGGCCGUCAACCGAAAUCACCUGUAUAGAAUUGACUGUUUACUGAUGGAUUGGGCCACCCUGGUGACCUUUUUACAGAACUAAUCAAAGUUGACAAUGACAAUAAUAUUCCACAUCAAGCACGUGAAAAUUGUUACAUUUCAGUGCAGUAAAGUUAAAGUGCAGAACGUUUAUUUACACGAUGAAUUUGAACAGUAACUUCACAACGUGCGCUUAAACUGAUCGACAAUAAUCAAAUCCAAGCGAAUAACCAAA
Acanthoscelides obtectus is the source of this 3592-nucleotide messenger RNA. NCBI's taxonomy places the organism in Eukaryota, Metazoa, Arthropoda, Insecta, Coleoptera, Chrysomelidae. The record is from the annotation of a GenBank genome assembly.